AUGGGGACACCAGCCAUGCCAGUUCUUAUUCCUAAGGGCAUUUUUAUAAACCAGGCUGAUACGUUUAUAUCGUCGCAUAUUGCCAAGGCUCUAUCAAAUGCUGUAUUUGGGGUUAAAAAGUCGAAAGGAAAGGAAGAAGAGGAGGAGGAAAUGGAUGAGGAUGGUGGAAAAUCCAAAGCUCCCGAGGGUUUUGCUAAUAAUCUGUUCUGUACGACCACCAACGGGAAAAACAAAACAAACUUUCCGGCUACACUCUUAGAGCAGGAUGAAAAUUGGGUUCAAUUGUACAGUAAAAUCAAAGAAUGCGAACUAUUUGUAUACAACAUCGUCGAUGAUGACAGACAAGUCGAAGAAGCUCUUUGGGUCGCAAACAAGCUGCACGAUGAAAUGGAUACUUUUCAGAAACGAAAAAUAUUUGUCUUAAUAUCUACUGUUUUGACAUGGGUGGCAACAAAACCACUGCCAAACGAUGAUCCAGAGGCACCAUUUACCGAUGAGGAUUACCGCCGGAGGCUGGCCCAUCCAAAUUACUUAGCACAUUUGGCUGCUGAAAAAGAGAUCAAAAGGCUUGGAACUACGCAAGUAGCCUUUGACCAUCUGACUGUGAAUCUAGCGCUGGAGUCGGUGUUCGCCCAUGAAAGCUUUCACUUUAAGUGGGUCUGUGAUGGCGGUUUCGUUGAGAGCAUCAAAACAAUGGUGAAAGAAUUCAAACUAGCUCGGGGCUUAAUCGUAAGUCGCGGUCAGAAAUGCGUUUUUCUUACCUUUUUUAUUGAGCAUAGACUCCCUUUGACAUUUUAG
Messenger RNA from Dibothriocephalus latus, 798 nucleotides. NCBI's taxonomy places the organism in Eukaryota, Metazoa, Platyhelminthes, Cestoda, Diphyllobothriidea, Diphyllobothriidae. The record is from the annotation of a GenBank genome assembly.